GUCCAUUCGGAUGUGAUACGAACUUCGGUUUCUGCUUCUCAGCGAUCACUGGAAUAAAAACCCACUCACUCUAAAAAUGAAGGUUAACUAAAUGUUCGGGCUUUUACAAAUGAUAAACUGUUACAGGACACACAUUUCCGAUGGUGACCCAGACUAUUUUAUCGUUUGAUUUACUACGAAGUCCACAAUAUUUCGGUCGCUUUUUAUCAUGGAAACGUGUGCUUUCAGACGCACUCAACGUGUAAUUUUGGUGGUAGUUUUCUGUCUCUUAAAACCAACAGUUGCUGGAACCUUCGCGCCGAAUAUCGACCCGAACGACUCGUUCAUGACUGGGACAUAUUUAUCAACUGGCACACACGAUUCAGAAGAAACAACUUAUUUGCCAAGAAAGCUGACAACUUCCACAAUAGUGUUCACUGGGGAGGCUGUGAAGUUUGACCACUCAUCCACAGCAAGACUCUCGGAUAUCCACCCUAGCCUUUCAGAGAGUGAAGCCCAAACUGCCACUGAUCAGAACUCUUUCCACGUGGACACAGAGAGCUGGACAGAGACCAACCCAGAUGUGUCCAUGGAGCCACUGAGCUCCAGCUUGAAACUACCGACUAUCACAGCCACUCAGCUGGGAGAGCCAGCAGUUCUAGCUAACAUCACUAAUGCCUAUCUGGCUUUAACAGAGGAUUGGCAGCCUCCAACUGAGGCCAGGACUGCAAGAGACCUCACUGUGACAGAGCUGACCAAACCAGGAAUCAACAGUACCGAUGUGGCUGAUUCCAUCUCGCAUGCUGACAGCCUCCACAUCUCUACCACUGUUACACGCACUCUGCUCUCCAUUACAUCCAACAGCAGCUUUCCAUACAUAGAGGACACCAGCUCCUCCGAGACGGUUCCCCGCACCGUUACCUUGGGGGGAGGUAGUACAGGUGUUACUCAUGGCAGGAACUACCCAGAUGGUCUCUUGUCUACUGAAAGUGACCAUUCCAGUGCAACAUCUGACGAUCAUCUCCCCAUGAAUGCCACCCAAGGGACAGUUCCUAGGUCCGAGGUGCCCCAUGUUUUCUUGGGCACACAGUACCAGACUGGACAGCCCAACGUCACAGGGCCAGGCUUUGCAGGGAUGGCUGACAGCACCAGUCCUGAGUCCAGUCCAUCUUUCACAGAGUUCAACAGUGAGGCAAACACCACAGCUGAUUCUUCUACCAGUGGGGCUUCCUACACAGAUAGGAGUAUGUUGUCACCCUCUGUCCCUCCAUCCGUGCCCCCUGAGAAUAGUCAUGCCAUUACGUCCCACCACGACAGUGACACUGUGGCCACUGAGACUGUCACAGGGCGUGUGAGCACCAGCCUAGGGGAUGUGGAAGAGCCCCAGACUCAUAUGGAAGAGACCACUAUUUCCGGCCUGACCACUGCACCUCUCGCCCCCUCAGAUGUGGACACCACUGUGCAAGAGUCCUUCUCAAAGUUUCUCUUUGGCCAGCAAUCCUUUGUCCCCCCAACUGAUCAUUCAUCAGAUGGCCUUACCACAGCUUCAGGCCCACAGACUCAAAGACCACAAAAUACAGAGGAAGGCACUAACAUGGCUAGCACUAUCCCUGUUGCUAGCACCAGGCUAGCCAGCACUAGCACUGCAGCUUCGAUUACAACACAGAAUGUUCAACCCAGCACCACUGCCUUGAUGCACAUAGCUCACACCACCCUUGUUAUCACAGACACUACUCAGGUGCUGACCACGCCCACUACAGAACAGUAUGCCCCCACCUCCCGAACAGCCACACCCCUCCAGCAUCCCAGCUCAUCCCAACCUGGAGAUAUGGGUACUGAUGUGAACACACCACACCAGGAAACCAGCACUGCUACCCCAGGAACGACCACCAAGCAUACCACUGCCUUCUACACUAGGAGCACCCCCGCCAGGACUACUGCAGUAGUGAGCACAGGAAGGCACACUGUCAAAGGCCCUACAGAGAAGGAAACCACAACCACACAGAUGUCUUUGAAGUCAACCCCGUCUCCUGAUGUGGAUGAGUGUGUGAGCAACCCAUGUCCACAGGACUCGGUGUGUGUGAACACUCGUGGCUCAUUUAACUGCGAGUGUGCCCUGGGCUAUGACCUGGAGGAUGGCCGCAGCUGCACGCAAGCAAAGACGUUCUUAGGUAUGUUCAGUGUAAACAGCCCUUUGUACAACUCCAGCACUGAUCCGCAUGUACUUCACAGGGAGAUCCUGCAGCUGCUAAAUGCAUCUCUGUCCAUUCUACAUGGUUAUAGACGUUCUACACUGCGAGACAAAGAUGGCUUGCAUAUCAUGAAUAUGUUCUCCAUGUCUGCCAAUGUGACCACCCAUGAGGUUAAUAGUAGCAUCCAGAUGUCUCUGAAGAACUGUGGGAAACCACAAUCCGUCUGCUCGCUCCAUCAGCGUUACCAGUUGACUUACCAAACGGAAAGUCUGUGCUUGGUUCAGAAGAACAGAUGUGACACCCAGUAUUCCGUGUGCAAUGAUACCUAUGGGACGCCAUACUGCCAGUGCCAGAAAGGCUACUUUAAAAAGAACCCGGAGGACACCACCUGCAGAGACUGUGGUGAUGGCUUCGAGCUUUUUAAUGGAACUUGUGUAGAAUGCACAUUUGGAUUUGGAGGUUUUAACUGCAAUAAUUUUUAUGGGCUGAUAGCCAAAGUGGUGUCACCUGCUGCUGGAGGGUUUUUGCUCCUUGUCAUCAUUGCUCUGAUAGUCACAUGUUGCAGGAAAGACAAGAAUGACAUCAACAAAAUCAUUUUCAAAAGUGGGGACCUUCAAAUGUCUCCAUAUCCAGAGUUUCCCAAAAGCAGCCGUGUGUCUCUGGAGUGGGGCCGUGAGACAAUCGAGAUGCAAGAAAACGGCAGCACCAAGAAUCUGUUGCAGAUGACAGAUAUCUAUUAUUCUCCAGCUCUGCGGAAUGCUGAUCUGGAGAGGAAUGGGCUGUAUCCGUUCUCUGGCCUCCCUGGUUCGCGGCACUCCUGCAUCUACCCAGCACAGUGGAAUCCGUCGUUCAUCAGUGAUGACUCAAGGAGGAGGGACUAUUUCUGACCCCGCCCCUAUCACCUCAGCAGGUCAAGCUCAGGCCAGGACAUUAGGCCUCUCACUGGCUGAAGCUGGACAACAACUGACCACUAAAAGGCAUUUGAAUGUGAAAAUUAACUGGCAGAAAAAGACUGUUAUUAGAUUAAGGCUGGAAGAAAAGUUCUGAUCAGGGUUGUUUGGCAUUUGCAUUCACAGUGACUGGGUAAAACUGCAGUUGUGUUUCUGUUCAAUGACUGAACUUUAG
Electrophorus electricus (electric eel) is the source of this 3296-nucleotide messenger RNA. RefSeq names its product heart development protein with EGF-like domains 1 (gene heg1). NCBI's taxonomy places the organism in Eukaryota, Metazoa, Chordata, Actinopteri, Gymnotiformes, Gymnotidae. The record is from RefSeq and is a predicted model, not a curated record. Gene Ontology annotation, molecular function: calcium ion binding. Gene Ontology annotation, biological process: heart development.